GAAGCCAAAUUUCGAUUAGUCCCACUGAUGGGAUGGUUCGCAGGGCAGAACGAAAACACUCACCCGAGUGGGGCACAGAAGGCCAACAGAUAGGUGAUGAGACUCUGGAUGUAGAAUUUACAUCAGAGAAUGAGAGACACUUGUCGAACGAAGAUUGCGCUGCUGCUGUCUGGAAUCUUGCUUGGAAAGCACUUGAGAUCAUUGUCCAUCCAGCCAACAAGCCCACAAAGUUCUUCAAUCCCAAUUUGAAACUUCCCAGGAUGGAAAAGGCAGCAGAAAGACUGGGAAAUGAAUGGAAUGGCCUGAAAGAUUACCAACUGGAAGGCAUAGGUCUUCUAGCCGCAAGUGAGGCUGGAGAGAGAGGCACCGCUACGGGAACGGCGCUUUAUAAUGUCAUGGGUUUGGGAAAGACCCUACAGAUAACUGCUUUGUUAGAACUAACCAGAAGACGUCCCGUUCUUAUCAUCGGGCCAGCUCUGGCCUUGGAAACGUGGAAAGAGGAGUUCCACAAAUGGCAAUCACCAGUGCCGAAGAUCUGUCACUUUCAUGGUAAAGAACUGGCCCAGCAAAACGCGAACGAUCUUGCGAGGUUUGACGUGGUAUUGACUUCAUAUACGCAUGUGGCGAAGGAAUUUAACUCGCUAGAGAGUUGGAUGCUCGACAUGAAGUAUCGUCGACAUUGUCCCUUUCCGUAUCAUCCAAGCAGGAUCAUCAAAUCAAGCAGGACUUCGUUCAAUGCCAGACGCUAUCAUUUAUUAGACCAAAAUUCCCACUUUCGAUGUCGAUUGGUCGCAGAUAAUCCUUGACGAAGCCCAAAAUAUCAAGAAUAAGAAGGGAAAAUAUCUCCAAGCCUGUUGUGCUUUAAAAGGCGACUCAAAAAUCGUGAUUACAGGAACACCGAUUUUGAACGCCUACACGGACAUAUUCUCCUACGCUUAUUUUCUCAAUUUCAAGCCCUUGAAUCAAUCUACAUAGUUCAAAAGCCA
Molecule: messenger RNA, 986 nt
Organism: Botrytis cinerea B05.10
Lineage: Eukaryota; Fungi; Ascomycota; Leotiomycetes; Helotiales; Sclerotiniaceae
Exons: 1
Coding region: 33-806 (257 amino acids)
Cellular component (GO): nucleus
Molecular function (GO): DNA binding; ATP-dependent chromatin remodeler activity; ATP binding
Source: RefSeq, a predicted model, not a curated record